Ipomoea nil (Japanese morning glory) is the source of this 864-nucleotide messenger RNA. Its product is annotated as miraculin-like. Bases 46 to 684 code for a protein of 212 amino acids. The transcript is spliced from 2 exons. NCBI's taxonomy places the organism in Eukaryota, Viridiplantae, Streptophyta, Magnoliopsida, Solanales, Convolvulaceae. The record is from RefSeq and is a predicted model, not a curated record. Gene Ontology annotation, molecular function: endopeptidase inhibitor activity.
CUCACCUUUCUGCAAAUUACAUCAAACGUAAUUGCUAUAAUCACCAUGCAGUCAACCACCGUAUUUUGUUCUUUCCUUCUCUUCUCCUUUCUAGCACUGCAAUAUUCUCCGCUUUGUGCAGCGGCUUCUCAGCCUAACCCAGUACUCGACAUGACCGGAAAGACCGUCCGAGAAGGCAUCGACUAUUACAUCAAGCCAAUCCGACAAGAUUUAGGCCUCGGACUCAACCUAGCUAGCGUCGGAAACUACACAUGUCCACUCAGCGUCGUUCAAAAAGAACCCUACGACGGCGGCAUCCCCAUAACGUUUUUCCCCGUCAAUCCCAAGAAAGGCGUGAUACGUGAGUGGACAGACAUGAACGUUGAAUUUCCCAAAGGCUACUCGUUUGUGGAGGCUUGCCCCGGGUACUCUUUUGUCUGGACACUCGAUCGUUACAAGCCGUUGUCUAGUGAGACCCACUACGUUGUCAACGGCGGCGUCAAAGGAAAUCCUGGCCGGGACACUAUAAAGAACUGGUUUAAGGUUGCGAAAUCUGGUGAAGCUUACCGGUUUGUGUUCUGUCCGUCAGUGUGUGAAUAUUGUGAAGUCAUUUGCAAAAACGUGGGGAUUAUUGUUGUGGAGGAUGGGCAGAGGCGUUUGGCUCUUACAGAUGAUCCUUUGGAGCUCAAGUUUGAGAGAGUUUAAAUUGUUUAUAGUAUUCCAUCUAUAUGAUUCAGCAUUAUCCAAAUAUAUAAGAGCUAAGAAUUGUGUUUGAAAUAAUGCUCAAACUAUUAGAACAAAUAAGAUUUUCUGUCUAAGAUUCUGUUUGGUUUUGUAUUUGUAAGUCUAAAUUAAAUGAGAUUCAUCUUAUUUAAUUAUUUAAAA